This is a messenger RNA of Olea europaea var. sylvestris, 378 nucleotides long. RefSeq names its product 60S acidic ribosomal protein P2-alpha-like. Bases 1 to 378 code for a protein of 125 amino acids. Lineage: Eukaryota; Viridiplantae; Streptophyta; Magnoliopsida; Lamiales; Oleaceae. The transcript is spliced from 2 exons. The record is from RefSeq and is a predicted model, not a curated record.
AUGCCUAAUGGUAACAAGUUGGGACUAACACGUUCCAUUGCAGUCACUGGCGGAUUGAGCACCUGUGGUCACUCCACCAGUCCCGCAGUCCGCCUCCGUCCUUCUGUCGCUAGUUCCCAAAAUCUUUGCGAAGUCGGUCGAAGUUUGCAGCGCCUGCUCUUGCUCGUCACCGUCGAUCGAACUCGAAGACUCGAAGUUUGUGUGAUUCUGACUCAUCUCCACAACUGCAAGGCGCGAGUCCGGUCUCCGCCAGUCUGCUCUAGCUGUGCAUUCAUUGGAGGAGGUGGAGCUGCAGCUGCUAGUGGUGGAGCAGCUGAGGAGAAGAAGGAAGAGAAAGAGGAAAGUGACGAGGACAUGGGAUUCCCUCUCUUUGAUUAG